This is a messenger RNA of Musa acuminata AAA Group (dessert banana), 4090 nucleotides long. RefSeq names its product protein SMAX1-like. The record is from RefSeq and is a predicted model, not a curated record. Gene Ontology annotation, molecular function: ATP hydrolysis activity; ATP binding. The transcript is spliced from 3 exons. Lineage: Eukaryota; Viridiplantae; Streptophyta; Magnoliopsida; Zingiberales; Musaceae. The coding region runs from base 731 to 3931 and encodes 1066 amino acids.
AGGAGGUGAGGGAAGGAAAGAGACAUGGGGUCUACUUUAUGGAGUUGAGGAGGAGGAUGGCUUUUGUUUUGUCCUUGCUGGCCCCAAGGCAACUCCAUUGCCCCAAAAAUCCUCUCUCUCUCUCUCUCUCUCUCUCUCACAGAGGUUUAUUCCCUUGUAUCUUCCAGUUUACAAUGCAAAUCACAUUUCCUGAGGAGGAAAAGGGGAAAUAAAUAAUAUGCAGGAAAUGAGAGAGGAAGAUUCUAUUCGCCCCUCCUCCUACGCCUCUUCUUACUAAGGGCCGUACGAGCUCUUGUAGAAAGGAAACAGAAAAAAUAGGCCUUUCCUCCAUCCCUUGUAGCUAUCUUGUUCUCUUUCUCUCGGCCACGGUGCUCUUUUUCUUUUUUGUUCUAUGGCAUCAUUUGCUGUGGAAGCUUGAUAUGGUAAGCCAUGGCCUUUUCUGAUUGAAUUCCUUGGGUAGGUGCAAUAGCCUUUUUGUUUCUCCUCUUGUUGCGAUCCUUGGUCUCCUCGGCCUACCAUUCUUCUUUUGUUCAUCGGGUUCUCGCUUACGGAAGAGAUAAGGGAGGGCGAGAGGAGAAGGAUCUGUUUUUGGCUUGAGAUUUUUGGCGAUCGAGUGUUGUUGAGCAUGGAAAGGUGAGAUUUUUGGUGAUCGCAAGUGUCCGUCUGAUGAGUUUCAUUGAAUAGAAGGAAGAAGAAGAAGAAGAAGAAGAAGAAGAAGAGAGGAGAAAGGAUGAGAGCGGAGCUGAGCACGAUCCAGCAGACGCUGACGCCGGAGGCAGCCAGCGUGCUGACCCGCUCCAUCGCCGAGGCGGCGAGGCGGAGCCACGGGCAGACGACGCCGCUCCACGUCGCCGCUACCCUCCUGGCGACGCCGUCUGGCCUCCUCCGUCAGGCCUGUAUCCGAUCCCACCCCCAGUCCUCCCACCCCCUGCAGUGCCGCGCCCUCGAGCUCUGCUUCUCCGUCGCCCUCGACCGCCUCCCUGCGUCUAAUCCCAGCCCCUCCGGCGACAGCGGGGCCCUCGCCGAGCCUCCCAUCUCCAACGCGCUCAUGGCGGCUCUCAAGCGCGCCCAGGCCAACCAGCGCCGCGGCUGCCCCGAGCUGCAGCAGCAACCGCUCCUCGCCGUCAAGGUCGAGCUCGAGCAGCUCCUCAUAUCAAUCCUCGACGACCCCUCCGUCAGCCGCGUCAUGCGCGAGGCCAGCUUCUCCUCCAUCGCCGUUAAGGCCGCCGUCGAGCAAUCCAUCUCCUCCUCUACCUCCACUCACACCGCCGCCGCCGCUGUCAACACCCCAUCCAUUGCCUCUCUUGUCACCGCCACUCCUCCUCCCGCCGCCUCUCGCUUUCUUGGUCUAACCAACCAUGCUGCCCCGCGCCACAACCUCUACAUAAAUCCUCGCCUCCACCAGCACCAGGCCAAUGGCGGCAGCGGCAUCCCAGCCAUUGCUGCCGGAGCAGCCGGCGACCAGCCCCGGACGGAGGAAGUGAAGCGGGUGUUAGAUAUCUUAUUGAGACCCAAAAAGCGAAACCCAAUUCUUGUCGGUGACUGCAAUCUUGAUGCCGUGAUAAAGGAAGUGUUGCAGAGGAUUCAGUCCAGCGACGCCCAGCCGCCACUGCGGAACACCCAUGUGCUUCCCUUCGCAAAGGAGAUCGCCACCGCCGCUCCCGACCAUUCCCAGAUUACCAUCAAGAUCAGGGAACUCAGCAGCUCGAUCGAGUUCAUGAUCGGCGGGGAGAGUGGUGUGAUCCUCGAUCUGGGCGACCUUAAGUGGCUCGUGGAGAGCCCCAGCGUCUCGACGGGCUCCGGCGCAAUUCAGCCGCCGGUGGUCUCAGAGGCCGGUCGCGUAGCGGUGCACGAAGUAGGAAGGCUUCUGAAGAGGUUCGAAGAAGGAUGUCGGGUGUGGCUGGUCGGGACGGCCACUUGUGCGACGUACCUCCGCUGUCAGGUCUACCACCCGACGAUGGAGAACGAUUGGGAUCUACAGGCCGUGCCGAUCGCGCAGAGGUCGUCAUCCCUCUUCCAUAUGUUCCCAAGGCUUGGGGGCAAUGGCGUCCUCACCAGCUCCGUCGACAAACCAGCACCACUGAAGGGCUUAACAGGGAUGGGUGCCACUGCUCUGCCUCUGAGACAUCAACCGAGGACCGACCUCUGUGCCGUCUGCAUGGAGAACUACGAGCGCGAGUUAUCCCGGCUCGUCGCCGAUGAGUUCGACAAGCACUCCACGAAACCAGAGGCGAGCCAGGCUUUACCUCAGUGGCUGCAGCUUGCAAAGCUCGGCAGCGGAGGCGGCGCUAAGUCUCCCUCUUCUCCUCUUCAGGUGUCCAAGGAGGAAGAGCUACUCUGGAAGCAGAGCACCGACGAACUACUGAAGAAAUGGUGCGAGACCUGUUCCCGUCUUCAUCCUCACUUCCAUCAGUCUCACGGUGGCUUCGGAUCGUCUUUGUCUCCACCGGCGUCGAAGCCCUCGAGCGUGGUUAGACCACAUCCACCAUGUGAACCCAAGCAAACUCCAUCUCGGGGUCUCUCUCCUCAUCGGUCGGAGAGCAACCAGGACGCCGUUGCGCCUCCGGGGAGUCCUGUGAAGACUGACCUGGUCCUCGGGAGCUCAAAGUUCUCCGAUUCUUCCUCGGACAGCUCCCACAAAGACCGCCUAAAGGACUUCACUGGUUGCACGCCGGACGCCUUCUCCGGUCAGCAGCAGCGAGCUAAAGUUGCCGGCAUUUCGGAUAUCGAUACGUUCAAGAGGCUGUUUCAUGGGCUCGCGGAGAAGGUCAGCUGGCAGCAGGAAGCAGCGUCGGCGAUUGCUACCGUCGUGAUGCGUUGCAAGUCCGGGAAUGGCAAGCGGCGGAAUGUUGGGAGUAAGAGCGAUGCUUGGCUUCUUCUUCUUGGGCCCGACAGGGUUGGCAAGAGGAAGAUGGCAAAUGCUCUGUCGGAGCUGGUGUUCGGGACCGGACCUACGACUGUUAGCUUCGGUCGCGGCAGUGAUGGGGAGUCCAAUGUUAGCUGCCGCGGGAGGACAUCCAUGGACCGAAUCGUAGAGGCCGUUCAGCGGAAUCCUUUCUCGGUGGUCGUGCUCGAGGACAUCGAUCAAGCGGACAUGCUCCUGCAAGGAAAGGUUAAGCAGGCGAUGGAGAGGGGUCGUCUGCCCGAUUCAUACGGCCGGGAGGUCAGCUUGGGGAGUGUCAUCUUCGUCCUCACUGCAGAUUGGCUGCCGGAAGAGCUCAAGAGCUCAUACUCUUCCCUCCUCCAGUACGAGGAGAAGAUCCUGGAUUCAGCCUAUUGUGGCUGGGAAUUGGAGCUCUCGACGGCGGACAAGCCUGGGAAACGUCGUCCCUCUUGGGCAUGCGACGACGACCAGCCGACGAAACUGAGGAAGGACUCAUCGACCGGCACCGGCCUGUCCCUCGACUUGAAUCUAGCGGUGGGAACAGACGCCGCUGAGGCCGGGGAAGGAUCACGGAACUCGAGCGACCUCACCACGGAGCACGAAUACGACAAGGGCAGGUUGUCCAUCAACUGUUCGACGUUUUCCCUGGCCCUGGACCUGGUGGAGCUGGUGGACGAAGCCGUAACAUUCAAGCCGGUGGACUUGGGUCUGCUAAGGAGGAGCAUCCUGGAGUCCGCAUCGGUGAAAUUUGCCGCCGUGAUGGGCAAAGGGUGGGCAAUUAGGAUCGACGACGACGCCCUCGACCGAAUCGUCGGCGGUCUAUGGCUCGGCGGUGCAUCGAUCGACGACUGGGCCGAGAGGGCAUUGGUCCCUAGCUUGAAGCAAGUGAGGGACAACCUGCGAGCAGACCGCGGGGCUGUAGUUCUCCGGCUAUCCACCGUAAAGGGCAACCGAGCGCAGCAGCAACAGAGAAGGAGCGACGGGGGUUGGCUGCCGACAACGGUGGCCAUCGCGAUCGAUGGUUCUCACGACAAGGAAUUUUUGUGAGGAGAUAUAAUGUAGAUGUAGUUAGCGUGCUUCAUGCCACCGACAAGUGACUGUGACUACCGAUAAGAGGAGAUAGGUGUGUGGAGAAAGCUUUGACACCCAUAUAAUACUUGUAAGAUGUUCUUUAAUAUUCUUUCUCAGAUCUUUCAGAGUUGCUUC